Molecule: messenger RNA, 1774 nt
Organism: Drosophila persimilis
Lineage: Eukaryota; Metazoa; Arthropoda; Insecta; Diptera; Drosophilidae
Gene: eIF4A
Product: eukaryotic initiation factor 4A
Exons: 4
Coding region: 125-1339 (404 amino acids)
Molecular function (GO): RNA helicase activity; ATP binding; RNA binding
Source: RefSeq, a predicted model, not a curated record
UUCUUUGUUACUUCACUUUCCCAAAGUGUAGGAAAACACAGACGACAAAUUGUUAGAGUGAACGGUUUGGCUGCCGUCGAAAUUCAGGAUAAAAACUUCUCUAGUCAAUUCUUUAUUGUUGAUAAUGGAUGAUCGGAACAGUGAGAUAGCUCAGGAUGGUCCCGCUGGCAUGGACCCCGAGGGUGUCAUCGAGUCGACCUGGCAUGAGGUCUACGACAAUUUCGAUGACAUGAACUUGCGCGAGGAGCUGCUGCGCGGCAUCUAUGGCUAUGGUUUCGAGAAGCCAUCGGCCAUCCAACAGCGCGCCAUCAUUCCGUGCGUCAAGGGUCGCGAUGUCAUUGCCCAGGCUCAGUCCGGUACUGGCAAGACUGCCACCUUUUCGAUUGCCAUUCUUCAGCAAAUCGACACGGCCGUGCGCGAAUGCCAGGCUUUGAUCUUGGCCCCCACUCGUGAGUUGGCCACGCAGAUCCAGCGCGUGGUGAUGGCUCUUGGCGAGUACAUGAAGGUGCACUCGCAUGCCUGCAUUGGUGGCACCAAUGUGCGCGAGGAUGCCCGUAUUCUGGAGUCCGGCUGCCAUGUGGUGGUGGGAACACCCGGUCGUGUGUACGACAUGAUCAACCGCAAGGUGCUGCGCACUCAGCAUAUCAAGCUGUUCGUGCUGGAUGAGGCCGAUGAGAUGUUGUCUCGCGGUUUCAAGGACCAGAUCCAGGAUGUGUUCAAGAUGCUGCCCCCAGAUGUGCAGGUGAUCUUGCUGUCUGCCACCAUGCCGCCAGAUGUGCUCGAGGUGAGCCGUUGCUUCAUGCGCGAGCCCGUCAGCAUUCUGGUCAAGAAGGAGGAGCUGACCCUUGAGGGUAUCAAGCAGUUCUACGUGAACGUCAAGCAGGAGAACUGGAAGCUGGGCACCCUGUGCGAUUUGUACGACACUCUGUCCAUCACCCAGUCGGUCAUCUUCUGCAAUACGCGUCGCAAGGUCGACCAGCUCACCCAGGAGAUGUCGAGCCACAACUUCACUGUGUCGGCCAUGCAUGGUGAUAUGGAGCAGCGUGACCGUGAGGUCAUCAUGAAACAAUUCCGUUCGGGCUCGUCCCGUGUCCUGAUCACCACUGAUUUGUUGGCGCGUGGUAUUGAUGUUCAGCAGGUGUCGCUGGUCAUCAACUAUGACCUGCCCUCGAACCGCGAGAAUUAUAUUCAUAGAAUUGGUCGCGGUGGUCGUUUCGGUCGCAAGGGUGUUGCGAUCAACUUCAUUACGGAUGAUGAUCGGCGAAUCCUGAAGGAUAUUGAACAGUUCUAUCACACAACAAUUGAGGAAAUGCCUGCUAAUAUUGCCGAUUUGAUUUAAAUAGUUUCUGUUGAGCCACGAAACAACAAACGCGAGAGAUAGAUCGAGAGAAUCCUAAAUAAAAAUAAAAAAGUGAGUGAGCCAAACAGCGAGAAGAAAAUCGAAGAUCUGAGAGAAAAACUAUUAAACCAAUAUUCAAAGAGAACUUCAAGCUAAAUAUUUUCCCAAACAUCAAUCCAAAAAAGGCAGCAAACAGCAACACCUAUCGACAAGGACAGCAGAGAGAUACAGGCAAACAACACCAGCAGCAGCAGCAAACAUCAACCAAGCAGCAGUCCUCCAGGGCAAAAACACCAUCAUCUAGCCGUGGAGUGGACACGCGCCUCCUCCGCCUUCCAUAGCAAAUUAGUUCUCUCACCUGUGUAACAUCAAUUUUAAAACUGCGUCGUCAACCAGCAGCAACAAAUAUAUAUACAAAUACAUAUAUGAAACAAA